Chenopodium quinoa (quinoa) is the source of this 1158-nucleotide messenger RNA. Its product is annotated as leucine-rich repeat extensin-like protein 5. Lineage: Eukaryota; Viridiplantae; Streptophyta; Magnoliopsida; Caryophyllales; Amaranthaceae. The record is from RefSeq and is a predicted model, not a curated record. The transcript has 2 exons. The coding region runs from base 1 to 1158 and encodes 385 amino acids.
AUGGUGAAGAAUAUGACGCUUCUCCCCCUUCUAAUGCUCUUACUCCUUGCUUCUUCUUAUGGAACAUCGGCUCGUGAGUUUAAUAUAAAGCCAUUUCACUCUGCACCAUCUCCAGGCACGCCACCAAGUCUUUCACAAUUUACAUCAAUUACCGAUGUAAAGCCAUCUCACUCUGGACCCUCUCCUGGAAUGUCACCAAGUCUUUCACAUUUUACACCAACUAUCGAUAUAAAGCCAUCUCACUCAGGACCAUCACCUGGCACGCCACCGAGUCUUUCAUAUUUUACAUCAACCACUGAUGUAAAGCCAUCUCAUUCAGGACUCUCUCCUGUCACUCCACCAAGACUUUCAUAUUUUACAUCAACCACUAAUAUAAAGCCAUCUCAUUCAGGAUCAUCUCCUAGCACGCCACGGAGACUUUCACAUUUUACACAACCUAUUAUCGCAGCCAAUGUCACCAGCAACGAGCCAAUUCCACCAAAUGCCCCAAGAAACGAGCCAAUGUCAAACGAGCCAAUGCCACCGAAUGCCGCCGUAAACGAGCCAAUGCCACCGAAUGCCGCAAAAAACGAGCCAAUGCCACCGAACGUCACUAGAAACGAGCCAAUGCCACCAAAUGCUGCCAGAAACGAGCCUAUGCCACUAAACGCCGCCGGAAACGAGCCUAUGCCACCAAAUGCCUUCAGAAAUGAGCCAAUGCCACCGAAUGCCGCCAGAAACGAGCCAAUGCCACCAAAUGCUGCCAGAAACGAGCCUAUGCCACCAAACGCCGCCGGAAACGAGCCUAUGCCACCAAGUGCCUUCGGAAAUGAGCCAAUGCCACCGAAUGCCGCCAGAAACGAGCCAAUGCCACCAAAUGCUGCCAAAAACGAGCCUAUGCCACCAAACGCCGCCGGAAACGAGCCUAUGCCACCAAAUGCCUUCGGAAAUGAGCCAAUGCCACCGAAUGCCGCCAGAAACAAGCUAAUGCCAACAAAUGCUGCCAAAAACGAGCCUAUGCCACCAAACGCCGCCGGAAACGAGCCUAUGCCACCAAAUACCUUCGAAAAUGAGCCAAUGCCACCGAAUGCCGCCAGAAACGAGCCAAUGCCACCGAAUGCCGCCAGAAAUGAGCCUAUGCCACCGGGUUUUUCAGUCGUUGCACCAAAGGUUUAUUAG